This is a messenger RNA of Pimephales promelas (fathead minnow), 1242 nucleotides long. Its product is annotated as protein FAM180A. The record is from RefSeq and is a predicted model, not a curated record. NCBI's taxonomy places the organism in Eukaryota, Metazoa, Chordata, Actinopteri, Cypriniformes, Leuciscidae.
GAUGGAUGCUUGUCCAAGGCGGUUGCCAAUCUCUGACAUUAUGCACAUGGAGGACUCAUAGCGAGGGAAUGCUUUCUGUAUUGAAGGGAGACAGAACUCCGCCACAGCUAAAAGGAGCCAUCUUAUUGCUCCUAGUAGCGCUUACAUUCUCUUCAUGCCUCUUCAUCACAUACAUAUUACAACAGGCCUUCCUGGCAAUCCAGGGGAUUUACUCUCUUCAAAUCUCUGGUGUCAAGGUGGAAAAAUGCGACGCACUAGGAAUCCUUUUCCCUUUUUUGCGGUGCAAAACGGAUGACGACUGAAAUCUGCGUGAAUCAAGUGAAAUUAUAUUUCUGUGGCAAUGUUGUUGGUAUGUGUUGUCCUGUUUCUCAUUGGCUUCAGGGAGCCCUGGAAUAACUCAGAUGUUUCUGCGGUUCUGCACGGAGGACUGGCACCUCAGGGGUUUAUCAGAUCUGGAAGUGAUGCUAACCUGAUGUUUGAGUUCUUAUGGAGAGGACUGGAGAUUGAUGGUGACAAUAAUGUUGUCAUGCGGGAUCAAGAAAUAGCAUCUAUGCGACAAGGGCGAGCUUUCUUAUCUCUUAUAAACGACAGUAUUCCAAAGACUGUGUCUGCAAUGGAGAAGUUACUGGUUAUGCUGGAAGCACAAGACAACUCUUUCACUCAGGCCCGGUUUGAGACCCUCAUCCUCGGGACGAUCUAUUCAGCCUACCAGGCCCGAAACCAGAGGCUGGAGUCAGAGCAGCAGGCCUGGACUGAUAUUCUUGGUCGCCUUGCAAAUGCUACUUUCAUUCAGCUACGUAAGUCUUAACUAACAAUAAACAUACCAGUUAUUCACGUAAAAUCCUAAUCAUUUGUACCUGGCUUAUGUGAUUCAUUAAAGUACAGUUUGUAAUGAAUUAAAAAAUCUGUCAGUUUGAAUUGCUUUAAUUUUCUUCACCUCCAAACAUGGCUUAAUUUUUCGGGUUCUCCAAAUACAAUACAUAUUUUAUACACUCACAAAGACACAUAACCAAGUGUUUGAUGUAAAAGUACAAAAGUUUAUUUUGAACAGAAUAUACAUUAUUUUAGCACCAACAAAAAAGUCUUUAUUUAAAUUUUUGUUGUUCCAGGAAUUAUUCAUUUAAAUGAACAGAACAAAUGAGACCUGAGACAAAGUACUGUAUCUAAUCCUAAAGGGAUACUCCACUGUUUUUCAUAUUAAACUAUGUUAUCCCCUUAACUAAGACGAGUUGAUACAUACUU